AUGGGAAUGGCGGUGGCGUCUGCUACAGUGUCCCGCGCCAUGUCCAAGAGGAUAGAAGACAUGAAGGCGUCUUCCUCCUCGUCCGACUUGUCUCCUUCUCAACUUCAACCUUCCUCUGCAGCAAGCGCACCCAAGGGAUCAAACUCACCGCUCAACUUGUUGAAGAGAAAAAAUUCGGAACCCAGCAUUCAUGGAAGCUUGGUGGAGGAAUUGAAGCUGCGAGAAUGCGGCAAGCAGCUUCGAUCUGGCAUCCUCGAGAAGAAGAUCGCUGGUACAGUCGUCACAUGGAAGACACAAGGCGUCGUCCUCACCGACCGCAUGAUCUGCUUCCUCAACGACGAUGGCGUCAUCGAGGACGACGAGACCGUGAUCGACUACAUCCCGCUGCAUGAGGUGGUGCAGCUGAUGAUGGAGGGGGAGAACAAGAGUGAGCGCGAGGAGAAGCUUUGCCUCAUCAUCCGCACGGUAGAGGGAGGACACAACUCCGGGCGUACGUACGUGUAUCGGAUGAAGACGGAGGCGGAGUGCCUGGAAUGGCACAAGGACAUGUCGACGGGGCUGAAGCUGGCGAUGAAGGCGAAGCGGAAGGAGAAUGCGCUGAAAGAGAUCGGGGACAGCAAGUAUCUGUGGCUGCGCUUCAAGGCGAAGAAGCUGAUCAAGGCGCGGACAACACACAUAGUGAUGUCAGUGCUGAUUUUCCUCAACUUCUUCGUGGAUGUGUUCGAGGCAGAGAGCCUGCCCGAGGCGUCAUCAAGCGAUGGAUUGUUUGUGAGGACGGUAGGGAUACUUGUUACAGCUUUCUUCACAGUAGAGGUGUCGGUAGCAGCGUUCGCCAUGUCCGAGAACCACUUCAAGCCCUUCUACUCAGACCCCUGGAACAUCAUGGACCUCAUGGUCGUCGUCAUCUCUCUCGUAGUCACUCCCUUCGAGACAGACCCGCAGCUGAAGGUGUUGGGGCUUGUGCGGAUCUUCAGGGUAGCGCUUGUGUUCCGACAGGUGAAGAGCUCGCACACAAUCAUCACGGCGCUGGGGAGGGCGGUGGUGCCGCUGAUGAACGCGUUCAUGCUGCUGCUGCUGGUGUCGUGCUUCUACGCGAUCCUGGGACGCAUCUGUUCAAGGACUACAACAAGACUUCUUCGGAUGGCAGUGUUCCAGAUCAUGACGGGAGACUCGUGGGCAAGCUCGGUAACGCGGACGCUGUUCGACGAGGUUGGGCCGGACGACGCGGAGGCAGGGAACCUGAACCGGCGGGUGGCGCUCUUCUCGAUCUCGUACGUGAUCAUAGCGACGAUCAUCCUGGUGAACAUCGUGGUGGCGGUGCUGCUGGACGAGUUUAUCUCGUCGGUGACGCGAGAGAAAGAGGAGCAAGCGAGGCUGCUGCAGGAGCAGCGGGAGCUGGAGGCGAAGGCUUCGAGGAUCUCAGGGGUGCUGGCCCCGCUGCUGGUGUCGAUCUCGUCGUUCAACGACAACGUGGACUUGUCGAGUCGGAUCAAGCAGCUGUACACGAUGCUUGACGCCGACGGGGGCGGCGGGCUGGACUUCCACGAGCUGAACGCGGGGCUGAAGCAGCUCCCGCUGCCGACGCCGAUCCAUCUGACGCUGGACGACUAUGACAUCAUCACGGAGGGAGGAAACCUUUGCAAGGAGGAUGGGGAGUUCGACGCGGACCAGUUCCAGUCCAUGGAUCACUCGAUCUUGUUCAUGCUGAAGCUGCUGACGAUGACGGUGGACGAGAUCCAUGCGGGGAUGAAGCAUAUGGAGAAGCAGCAGGCGGAGGUAGAGGGGGUGGGGGAGAAGGUAGAGAGGAUGUGCAAGGAGCUAGGGGAUAGGAUGGAAGCGAUGUUCAAGAAUCGGUCGCCGUCGACCCCUUAUGGCAUCGAAGGAUUUUCGAGCAGAACGAUGAGGGGAGAGGAGGGUGAGGGUCAGGCUCGUCCUCCAGCUCCUCGCGGGAGAUCGCCUUCCUCUCCCGAGCGGAUGGUGUACCCCAGUGCGGUCAUGAGGAUGGAGCAGGCCAACAGAGAUCACGGGGAGCAGAAGCAGAAGCUGCUGCAGGAGCUGCAUAACGGAAGCCUCUCCUCUCCUCGGCGACAGGACUCGGUCAGAGGACGAGGAGAGAGGAGGAGGAGGAGGGAAGAAGGUCGCUCUCCGAGGACCUUGGACAUGAACGAAGACGGAGAUGGAAGGAGCAGAGGAGCAGAGCAUUGGAUCAACUCGCUCAAGGCGCAGGAGCCGGAGAGAGCGAGCCCCAUAGAUCAGGCAGCUCUCGCCAAGUUCUAUCAAGUGCGGCGGUACCAGCACCUGACAGGAACCAGCGAUCAAGUUCGCGCUCCUCCAGCAGUCACCGACGGGGACGGUAGGAUGGUCUUCCUGCAUGAGAGACUUGCCGAGCGAAGCAUGUCGGAGCGAAAGUUUCUCCGCCUUCCGCUUUCUCCGCAGCCUUCCGAGCACGACCGGUCGCCGUCUGGCUGGAGUCCUGCUGGGCAGGGCACGCAGAGCCCGAUGGAAGGCUAUCACUUGAUGUGA
Guillardia theta CCMP2712 is the source of this 2523-nucleotide messenger RNA. RefSeq lists its product as hypothetical. The record is from RefSeq and is a predicted model, not a curated record. Gene Ontology annotation, cellular component: plasma membrane; voltage-gated sodium channel complex. Gene Ontology annotation, molecular function: calcium ion binding; voltage-gated sodium channel activity. NCBI's taxonomy places the organism in Eukaryota, Cryptophyceae, Pyrenomonadales, Geminigeraceae. Gene Ontology annotation, biological process: monoatomic ion transport; transmembrane transport. The transcript has 9 exons. Bases 1 to 2523 code for a protein of 840 amino acids.